This is a messenger RNA of Limanda limanda (common dab), 1044 nucleotides long. It is a transcript of the gene mmp23bb, whose product is annotated as matrix metallopeptidase 23bb. Gene Ontology annotation, cellular component: extracellular matrix. The coding region runs from base 1 to 1044 and encodes 347 amino acids. The record is from RefSeq and is a predicted model, not a curated record. Gene Ontology annotation, molecular function: metalloendopeptidase activity; zinc ion binding. NCBI's taxonomy places the organism in Eukaryota, Metazoa, Chordata, Actinopteri, Pleuronectiformes, Pleuronectidae. The transcript has 8 exons. Gene Ontology annotation, biological process: proteolysis; extracellular matrix organization; collagen catabolic process.
AUGGACCCGGUUCAGCUGCUGCUGCUGCUGAUGAUGAUGAUGAUGAAGAUGUGCUGCAGCAGAGCCACGGAGCCGAGGAGCAAACGAUACGCUGUGAAUCCUCUGGGACACAAGUGGACUCACUACAACAUCACAUACAGGAUCAUCCAGUUUCCGAACACUCUGAACGUGGACGACACUAGGAAGGCCAUCAGCAUCGCCUUCAGCAAGUGGAGCGACGUGUCUCCUCUCAGCUUCUCGGAGGUUUCCGAUGGCAACGCCACGGUCGACAUCACCCUCGGUUUCUACACCUUCAACCACACCGACUGCUGGUGGGCUCCUCUGCACCCCUGCUUCGACGGCCUGAACGGCGAGCUGGCGCACGCUUUCCUGCCGCCGCGAGGAGAAAUACACUUUGACAACCACGAGUUCUGGAUCCUCGGCAAGUCCAGAUUCAGCUGGAAACAGGGUGUGUGGCUGAACGACCUGGUUCAGGUGGCGGCUCACGAGAUCGGUCACGCCCUCGGCCUGUGGCACUCCAGAGACCCUCAGGCGCUGAUGCAUCCCAACGCCACCUACACCGGGCAGAGGAACAUCGCUCAGGACGACGUGUGGGGCAUCCAGAGACUCUAUGGUUGUCUGGAUAAGAAGCGAGUCUGUGACCCGUGGGCUCGACUCGGCUUCUGUGAGCGGAGGAAGACCUUCAUGAAGAAGAACUGUCCUCAGCGCUGUGACCUCUGCUACGAGCCUCUGGAAGCCGAGGCCACACCGACUCCGCCUCCAGCCAACUUCAAGAUCAAGAUGGUUCCCCGAGGGAAGGUGGUGGGGUUCCGCUGCGGAACCAAAACCUCUCGCUCUCCGCCCAAAGUCAGCUGGUUUAAAGACGGAGAACAGAUCCUCGCCUCCGUCCCCGGCUACAUCGUCUUGAAGGACCGAGACCUUCGCAUUAUCGCCAACGAGUUCAACGAGGGUGUUUACACCUGUCGCAUCCAUCGCCGCGGGGAGGUGGUUUCUGCCAACUCCUGGGCCAUCCGCCUCAAACCAGAGCCGCCCUCCAACAGCUGA